Molecule: messenger RNA, 2889 nt
Organism: Gadus morhua (Atlantic cod)
Lineage: Eukaryota; Metazoa; Chordata; Actinopteri; Gadiformes; Gadidae
Gene: fastkd1
Product: FAST kinase domains 1
Exons: 15
Coding region: 239-2746 (835 amino acids)
Biological process (GO): regulation of mitochondrial mRNA stability; mitochondrial RNA processing
Cellular component (GO): mitochondrial matrix; ribonucleoprotein granule
Molecular function (GO): RNA binding
Source: RefSeq, a predicted model, not a curated record
CCGCGUCAUAACACUGGCUAGGGAAGUAAAAUCGAAUAGCACACAUGCUAAAUAAUAAACUAUGCGACCACUCACUAUGGCAGCUAGAUGACAGCAGUUGUCAGGAAAACAUCUGCACUGUACCCCAGUGACCUCAUGUGGAUGUCAAGGACUUUUUCCCUCAGCUAACCUGGACAGUAGUCACAGUCUCAGGAUGGGGACUCUUCUCUGCUCUUAAAGGGAGCCUAGACGUUGGGCCAUGUUUCGUCUGCACCUGGCCAGUGCCUGUGUGCGCAGGUCUGUGUACAGUGGGCCAGGAAACCGGGACCUAGUCCUGGAUCAGCUGAAGGUGUGCUUCAGUGAAGACCAAGUGUUUGAGGUAGUGGGCAGGAACAAGGCCAAGCUUGCGGUGAACCACGUGGGUUGUGCGGUGGGGAUGCUGUGGCAGUUCCAGAAAGAGAAACCACAAUUAUUAAGGACGGUCGGGGCGGUCAAGAGCCACCCUCAGUUUCUGACCCUCAGAGUUUUGGCCGAAAACAAGAUCUCCCUCAUGGAUGACUGCUUGCUGGUGGAUAUGCUGUAUGAUGUUCUCAGACUCAAUGUGGAACCUCAUGACUCGCUAGUUCAGCAGCUGGUUUCUGAAGCCUCUGUAAGACUAGAUAGUUUCCCGCUGUCUUCCCUCUCCAAGUUCGCCAUUUGUCUGAAUGAUCAACAACUGCAGCUGAGUCCGCUGAUGGGACGCAUCACGGACAUUCUGUCCCGGAAGCUCUCGACCAUCAACGAUGCCAGAAUCCUGACCGUGCUGAUGAUCAGCGUGUCCCCCAUGGUGUCCCCUCGCCUGAGAGACCGGCUCCUGGACCGUGCGGACCACCUGCUGGACUCCAUGGACCCCGUGAAGUACAACAACCCCCGCAGGGUGGUGCAGUUCCUGCGCAACAUCCGCUUUGGCCGGCGCCCCCUGCUGGAGAAGUGCAACCGGAUCCUGCUGCGGAGCGUCCCGCGGAUGGACGCGGAGAACCUGAGCAUCAUCAUUGGCCUCUACCAGUCGCUGCAGUUCAACAACUGCGAGUUCCGUCUGGCGGCCAAGCAGCGGCUGACGGAGCUGAUCGACUCCAGUACCGACCCCGCCGCUUUCACCAAGCUCUUUGUGGCGCUGUGUCCCAUGGCCAGCACGGAGAUCAGAGAAUGGUUGGAGAGCACUGCACUCCUAUUGGCCGAUGAGUUCAAUCCACAGCAGGCCUUGAUACUCGCUGAGGGGCUUGAGGAGAUCCAGUGUAGGAACCUCAACCUGAUCAACAAGAUUGCAUCAAUAAUCCAAAAGAACCUUAGAGUCUACAAAUCCAUGGAGGUGGCGAGGAUCACCCAGGCCCUCUUCCUGCUGCACUACCAGAACCCCGAGCUGUUCAACAAGUUACGGAGCAUCCUCAUCAGCUUCCUCCAGGACAGCCUGUACCCCUCGGAGGUCACCAUGCUGACGCGCGUGCUGGCCACCCUGCCCGGCCCGCGGCUGGAGGCGGGCGUGGUGGCGCGUCUGGACGCCGUGCUCCCCCAGUGCAACCUCAGCGACCUCAACACGCUGGCGCAGGCGGUGGGCAAGUGCGCGCGCAACGACGCCUCCUACCGCCACAGCUCGCCCAGCCAGUACGUGCGGCUGCUGCAGGGGCUCAGCCGCUGCGGCCACGAGCGGCUGGACACGGCGGACCGCCUGGACGUGCUGCUGGACGAGCUGCGCUACGCCUCGGGCGAGUGGUUCGAGGAGACGCUGCUGGAGCACACCAUGGCCACGCUGCAGAGGAUGACGGCGCAGGUGAGCUGGAGCAGCGUGCCCGACCUGGCGCACCUGCUCACCAAGACCAACCACCUGUGUGCCCCGCUGCUGGACCGCAUCGCCACGGUCACCCUGAAGGACAUCCACAAGAUCCAUCCCUCCGCCACCUACGCCACACUGCUCCCCUUCGCCGUCCUCAACUACGACUCUCCGACCGCAGACGAGCUGUUUGACGUCUGCAUCGAGCACCUAAAACCUCACAUCAGGUCCUUCGACCCCCACAUGUUGGUGUUGCUGGCCUACGCUCUGGUCGUGGCCGACUGCUUUCCUGAAGAAGUGUUUAGAGAAAUCUUCAACGUGGACUUCCUCGCCAAACUCGACGCGCACCUAGAAACUAUGCCCGACCUGCUCAACAUGCGGAUCCGCCUUCGGCUGAUGGAGGUGAACCGCGCCGUGUGUCUGGAGUGUCCCGAGUACCAGGUUCCCUGGUUCCACGCGCGCUACUGCCAGCAGCUACAGAAGAAAGGGAGUUUCUCCAGCAGUCUGGUCCAAAAGCAAAUCCACAAGAUCCUGGCCGAGGUCCUGGGUGGUGCGGACCGGGCCAGGGCGUCGGUGCUCACGCCAUAUUUCUACACCAUAGACUUUGAGUGCGUGUUGGACCGGUACAACCGGCCCGUGGCCUACAGCGAGCCCAGCACCCUGCAGAUCUCGGAUGGCGGGAAAGUCCAGUGGAGGGCGGAGCCAACGGAGACGGUCAUGAACGAGCUGCCACCCGGAGCACAGCGGGUCGCUGUGGACUUCUUGGAUUCAAAGGCGUUCUGUAAGAACUCUCGCCACAUGAAGGGGGAGACGGGGAUGAGGAAGAGGCACCUGGAGAUCAUGGGAUACCGUGUUGUUCAGAUCCCCCAUUACGAGUGGAACUCGAUGGAGCUGUCCACGCAAGACGCCUGGGUUGGAUACCUUAAGAAGAAAAUAUUUACUGAGGUGUCGUCUUCUUAACUGAAGUAUGAACAUCAAUGUUACCAUCGACAAAACCCUCAACACUGUGGGAUGGAGUUGAACAAUCAUGUUUUUUUUUUUUUUUUAAGUGUUCCUUAUUUGCUCAUUUGACUUCGAGUGGCCUACUUUAUGUUAUUUAAAAA